Messenger RNA from Microthlaspi erraticum, 690 nucleotides. The record is from the annotation of a GenBank genome assembly. Lineage: Eukaryota; Viridiplantae; Streptophyta; Magnoliopsida; Brassicales; Brassicaceae.
AUGUUAAUCGCAUUGAAUGAGAAGUUGGAUAAGCUGAUCUUAGCUCAGUCCACAAUGAAGAAAGUCAAUUUUGUGUCUGCUGAAGAGAUGGAACCAGUCCAAGAAGGGGAGGAUACACAAUUUGCUGAAGUAUGCUACAUGAGCAAUGGGCAAGGAGGUUACAACAAAGGAUACUAUAAUUACAAGUCCAACCCAGCCAUGUCAUACCGAAACACUGAUGUUGCUAACCCUCAGGACCAGGUCUAUCCUCAACAACAGCAAGCUCGAUCGAGUCAAGCCCCACAACAUGGGUAUGGUCCAAAAGAACAACUACCAAGGACCCCAAGGGACUUUUCCUGGUCAGCAAAUGCACAUACCACCUGGCUUUCCCCACCAACCACCCCAGCCUGCACCUACGCAGAGAAUGAGCUCAAAGCUAUGCUGAAACAAUUGCUUCAAGGGCAAGCUGAUGGUGUAGUGGACACAAGCAAGAAGUUAGCUGAAAUCAACUCCAAGAUUGAGAAUCUCAACACAAGAGUUUACUCUCUGGAGAAUCAUGCUUCUUCUGUUGCUGCUGCUACAAAGCAAGGACAACUACCUGGUAAAGCUGUUCAGAACCCCAAGGAACAGUGCAAGGUCAUCUUCAUUCAAGAAGGUCUUGAUGAAGAAGAGGAUCAAGAGAGAGUCAUGGAAGAGUUUGUUUGCUGCUGA